Molecule: messenger RNA, 3451 nt
Organism: Talaromyces stipitatus ATCC 10500
Lineage: Eukaryota; Fungi; Ascomycota; Eurotiomycetes; Eurotiales; Trichocomaceae
Product: C6 transcription factor, putative
Exons: 6
Coding region: 1-3105 (1034 amino acids)
Biological process (GO): positive regulation of transcription by RNA polymerase II; aromatic amino acid catabolic process
Cellular component (GO): nucleus
Molecular function (GO): DNA-binding transcription factor activity, RNA polymerase II-specific; zinc ion binding
Source: RefSeq, a predicted model, not a curated record
AUGGAAUCCACUCACGAUGGAAGUAUGAGCCAGGAUGCUUUGUCCCUGAAUAACGGCUCUUAUCACGACAGCAAUCGAGAACAACGCUCCGAGACCCCCCCGACCCAACACCGCCGAGGAUACCAGGCUUGCGAUCCGUGUCGCAAACGCAAGGUCAAAUGCGACCUGGGAAGUGUCGAUAAUCCCCGACCGCCGCCGUGUGUAAGAUGCCGCCGUGAAAGCAAGCGCUGCGAGUUCUCCGCAACCAGGAGAAAGCGGAAGACUUCUGAUGCCGAACCAGAGCAAGAGACCCCUUUACGGCGAGAUAAGCGGAUGAUGGUGGGAGAGGUCUUAUAUGGCGAGUCAUCAUCAAGUAUAGGUAGCAACGGCAAGAGGGAGCCUUCCUACGGUCCUUCGGCACCAGCACCUUUUGACAAUGGGAGCCUUCACAAGUACGCAUGGCCAGAGAACUCGCCUCACACCGUUUCCCAGGCAUCUCCCGUCAAUCAGAAAGAUCAUCCCCAGCCUAGCCCCGUCUCAGCGAACCACUACCAUGAUGGAAGGAGCAUACAAUCAAGCGCCUAUCCGGCGCAACACAAUCGAGGGUUAGCAGGGCCCGAAGUACGACAACAUGUCAUGAAUAAAACUGCAGCCGACUUGCUGUUCCCUACCAUCAGCAACAGCCACGAUGCUCUUCAUCUACUAUCAGAAGCUGCUGGGCGGACGGAAGAUCUCAACCGCCAAAGACUUGAGAAUAAAGCACGACAGUCGGCUGGCUCCUACGGCGCACAUAUGUCGGCAGCAACUUCCACAAUGUCCAGAAACGCACACCAUCAGUACCCAAAACGAUCAAACCAAAUGUCCGCUGAUGGAUAUAGCGACACCAGCGCUGAAUACCGGAAACAAAACUUUGAGCCAUAUAACGACCCCGGCUAUUUGGACGCCGUCAAGGCUUGGUCGCGUCUUCGAUUUGUUCGAGCUGGAUGGCUAAGCGUGGAAGAGGCAAUGGCUUAUAUUGCAUACUACUAUAAACAUCUCGCACCUUUGAGUCCAAUUGUCAUUCCUGACUUCUCACCCCCUUCUACCCAUCGGACACUGCUUACAGACGAGCCUGUGCUGGCAGUGACAAUGCUCACGACUGCUUCACGUUAUAUGAAACCCAAAGGAGAUGGAGCUCAUACUCGGGGCUACUAUAUACAUGACCGGCUGUGGGCGUACCUCCGUGGUAUGAUUGAGCGUCUCUUUUGGGGCCAGGAGAAGUUCACCGGAAACUCAGUAGGGAUGGGGACACCUAGAUCUCUUGACAUACCACUCCCGGCUCAAGGCCAAGCGUCUCUUCGUGGACACCUUCGUUCUUUAGGUACGAUCGAAGCACUGUUGAUACUAACAGACUGGCAUCCACGUAACCUGCAUUUUCCUCCUGGUGAUGAUGAGAAUACUCUGCUCGAUGCAGACGCACUCUUGCCUUCGCAGUCUCGUAACGAUGGGGAGAGCGACGGCCGAGGCACAAGCGGCGGUGGUGUUGAAGGACGUCUUGCUUUUCAGAAAUGGCUAGAGCCCACAUGGCGAUCAGAUCGUAUGUCGUGGAUGUUACUGAGCACUGCACAAGCCCUGGCAUUUGAACUUGGCGUUUUUGAUCGGAAGGCACCUAGCGCUUUGGAGUCUGUUUCUGAACAAGUGCGCAAGCGACGAGUGCGGCGGCUGAUUAUUGUGUACAUCACUCAAGGGAGUGGGAGACUUGGUAUACCGUCAAUGCUACCGCUUGACAGGUGGAGCGAUGAUAUCGAACCUACUACGCCUGCAGAUGCUACAGAAUCAGAGGUUACGAUUGAUCGAAUGCAGGAUCUCUGGGUCCAGAUAUCGAAGAUUAUGUCUCUGAGUAAUACCGACCUUUUCCCGUCCAAAGAAUAUACCUCCGAACUUAUCAAGACUGGACGGUACAAGCAACGCAUUGCUGAAUUCUUACCACAUCUGCAAAAGUUCAGGGCAUACUAUGAUAGUGUUUCUUUAUCCCCUCAAAUGCAGAAUAUUUUGACAAUUGAAUACGAAUAUACGCGCAUAUACGUUAAUUGUCUCGCGUUGCAAGCAGUGGUGGAACGAUGGACUACCAUCAAUAAUGAACCUUCGAGUAAAUCAUCAGCGGCAAGCUCUCUCCGUGUACUCAUGGAGAUCUACCGAGUCAAUGAAAAAUACAUCCAAGAGGUUGUCGAUGCGUCGCGGAAAAUACUCCACAUCGUCCUGGAUUGUCUUGUUCCAAACGAGCAAUUGAAGCAUUGCCCCGUCCGUACAUUUUUCAGGAUACUCUCUGCAAUGAUAUUCAUCCUAAAGACUUUCACUCUUGGUGCCACGGAAGAUGACGUUCGUGUAUCGUUAGAUCUGCAAGAUCGAACUAUAGAGGCUCUGCGAACCUGUGUCGUUGAUGAUGUCCAUCUCAGUAACACCAUCUCUCGUUUAUUGGAACUUUUAACAGCAAACAUCCGUACCCGAUUUCUGAGAUUUGCGCCUACGGAUCGAGGCGCCGACGGCGAAGGUCACGAGCGGGCCUCUCAGCCAAGCUCACGAGUAGCUUCACCGAAGCCAACUAAGGAUAGUGGACGUAGGGAUUCGGGCACGCACUGGCACCAUCAGAUCCAAACACCUGCCCACAAUAAGAUGGGAUAUCAGUUCAACCAAGGUGGAGGGGAUUCGCAACAGCAGCAACCUGUCGGGAGCCACCAUGAUCCCCUGGCUGGUAUUCCGGCUCAACCCAUAAACUCCUCCAAUAUUGGGGUGUCAUUUAUGCCGCCACCUCCCUCUGUGUACUACAAUUAUUACGGUGCGAAUGGGCCGUCCCCUCCGAAACUCGACGACUCAAACUCAAUUGCACAAUCUGUCCACGAAGGUGGUCUCCCAGAUUGGUUUGCUCUUCCUCUGGAUCAAUUCUUCAACAGUUCCGCUACCGGAGUCGACCAAGGUCUGGGAGGCACAGGUCCAAUGCUUGGAGAGUUCGAUAUGUUGGAAGUCCUUCUUAACGAACAACUUGACAAGGACGGCAAUGUCGCUGGUCCUUCUGGGGGUAACGGCGUGGAUAAUAUGGACACUACACCUACGCCGAGAAAUCAACAGCAACACCAUCCAUUUCUGUGAUGCGGGCAAGGGUAAAUUACCAUGUUUGUAUGAAAAAUGACGACACGAAAGUACAUAUUUGACAGCUGUCUUGCUACGAGGUUAUGAGUUUACGAUGCGCUGGUUUGACCUUGAAUUUUGUUUCAUAUGGUGUAACUAUAUGCGAGUGUUUAUUGUAGGUGUCAGGAAGAAUAAUAAUCAGUAUUGGCUUAUUCUUCCCAAGAUUUAUUUCAACCAAGGAGAUUGUCUAUAGGUACAAACGAAGAAGGUAUAAAGUUCUCAUAAUUCCCCAUAGAUUCAUCAUCCUGAUUUAACGCUUGUAGACUUUGAUAACAUUUGGACUAGAUUCAUGUCGAGACGCCCACAA